AUGCCAAUACUAGCCCAAGCCAGCUAUCGUGACCGGCAGAUUUUCCAAGCUUUACAUAAUUACCCCGGGAAUUCCGAACAGUCUCGAAACUUUGAGCGACUCUUUAAGUUGCUCUACAAGCUGGGAAAGCAUGUCGCUCAAUGUAAACGUCUUGUUUUGGCUACCACCCGGCUCCACUCCGAAUUAGCACGGGGCUUUCGCAUUGAGACUAUUGACGGGUCGCCAGAGCAGAAAAUCCCUCUCGUGGUCCGUUCGUGUGGCGUACAGAAUAUAAGUCAUCGUAUAUUUUCUGAGACUGCCAAAGAGCAAAUGUUUUUGCAGCAAUUACGAGAAAUCUAUUCAGAGGAGGAAUUGAAUAGGGUACUUGCCAAGGAUCUUUGUAAGACCAAAACACGCGUGCAUGCUGAACUUCUGGUCCUCGAUCAUUUUGAGCAGUCGCAAGGCAGAUUUCUAUUUGAGCAGGACAGGUACAUUGGAUGCAGCAAACCAGCGUGCUAUCUCUGUCACUUGUUUAUUUCUAAUCAUCCGGGACGCUAUUCGCACCCUGCCUCCCACCAGAAGCUCUAUCCGGCCUGGCGACUUCCGGAUAUUCCUGUCAACGGACCCAAUGCUGCGUUGCGAUUUCAAAAUCAGAAAACCGUUCUGGAACUCAUGACUCGCGCUGUGCGACACAGCCUAGAUAAUGAUGUGUCUACUAGUGCCGGUAGACGAAUGCACCAUCCAGACUCGACAGCAGGGGGCAUCUCAACACUUAUUGACAUUGGAUCUGAUUUCAUUACACUGCCUGCCAAUGUGCCCUUCGAUGAAUUGUUAGAAAUGCUCAAUCUUCAAUCAUCUCCCAUGAAUGUCAACUCAGACUCAAUGAGUGUAUCCUUACCUUCUAGUGGGAAUUGCGCAGAAGUUGAGAGUGAUGGUGAUUUUGAAAUUGGUGGGGUGAAAUUAUAA
Penicillium malachiteum is the source of this 945-nucleotide messenger RNA. RefSeq names its product nucleic acid/nucleotide deaminase domain-containing protein. The transcript has a single exon. NCBI's taxonomy places the organism in Eukaryota, Fungi, Ascomycota, Eurotiomycetes, Eurotiales, Aspergillaceae. The record is from RefSeq and is a predicted model, not a curated record. The coding region runs from base 1 to 945 and encodes 314 amino acids.